AUGGAAUAUGAAGACUGUCAUGAAGAAGGCUUGCAUUUUCGUCGCAAACGAACAGUCCCAGAAGAGCAUCUGCCUCCUUCGAAGCGGUAUCCUAACGAAGCAACCUUAAGCAAGCCUAUAAAUAUGCCUCAACCAGCUAAAAAAAGUAAAAUUAAAUGCCCUGAUUUUCCUGAUCUUCAAUUAAAACUUUCGUCAAAUUUCAUCUCGGAGCCUUCAAAUACAAGAGUCUUAAAUUUAUUAGAAGACUUUUCGAGUCAAUUACAAAAUAUAAUGAAAGAAACCUACUGUGAUCACCCUACAUUGGUCAAUGCCAGCUUAGAAAUGCUUGACGACAUUAUGAUUAAUUGCAAAACUGAGCUAAAACUCUUCAAUGAGAACAAAAAGCUUAAAAAAGAUGAAGAAAUAAAAAUCAAUGAAAACAUGAAGCAUCAAAAGCUCGAAGAAGAAGCAAAAUGGAAAAGAAUCAACUCAUUAAUGAGAAUUAACCCCAACAAUUUAAAGCUGGAAAAAACAAAACUCUAUAUAGACCGAGCUGCAAAUUUAUCAAAACCUGCCUACGAUAAGCUAAAAAUCCUUGAUAUAAAUAUCGAAGAAAAAUCGCCCCAAAAAUUCAAUAUCCACCCUGCAUAUCUUCUUGACUUUUCCAAAAUUCCUGAUAGUUUAAAAGAUAAGGUAUAGAUUUUUCUCUUUAAUGGCGCGAUAAGGCGUUUUUCCAGGUUGGACCAAAAGACCUUGAGUAUGUGAAACUCUGCUUUUCCUUUGUCCCUGGAGAGGCAUAGAGGGUAAAUAAAAUAUCGGCUCUAUUCAGUAUGGAGAGCCGGAAGAAAGGCCAUUUGCCAAAGUUAAGCUUUUACCUGGGAAGUUUUGGAGCUUUGAUUUCUUGCAAACAUUUUAAUUCUACAUUUUUUGGCUCGUCAAAUGGUUUUGACGAGCCAAUUCUGGCCAGUACUUGAAAUAAAAAAAAUAAUUAAUUACCAUUUUUUAAAAUUUUCUGAUCAUCCUAAUAAUCAGAAAUUUUAUUAAAUGGUAGAAGAUCAGACAAAUUAUUAAAACUUUUCAUUUAUUAAUUUUUAUAUUUGUAUAAAGAUGGCUAUAGAGAUUAUAGUAACUUGAAAUUUAAAAAUCACGUGCGGCUGCUACUUUUCAAGGCAGUAAGAAGAACUCAUGGAAAAGUGCUUAUGCUUAAAAUUUCAUUCAAAAUCGUCUAUUAAAGCUUUCAUUUUUCAUUUUUAUGUUUGUAUCAAGAUGGCUAUAGAGAAUAUAGAUACAUGAAAUUUUAAAAAAUCACGUGCGGCUGCGAUUUUUGAGACAAUAAAAAGAGCCCAUAGAAGGGUGCUUAUGCUUAAAACUCCAUUCAAAAUGGUCUAUUAAAACUUUCAUUUUUCAAUUUUUAUUUUUGUAUAAAGAUGGCUAUAGAGACUAUGGGAACUUGAAAAUUUAAAUAUCACGUGCUGCUACGACUUUUCAAGGCAGUAAGAAGAACUAAUGGAAAAGUGCUUAUGCUUAAAAUUCCAUUCAAAAUUGUCUAUUAAAACUUUCAUUUUUCAAUUUUUAUGGUUUUUAUAAAGAUGGCUAUAGAUACUAUGGGAACUUGAAAAUUUAAAUAUCACGUGGGCUAUGACUUUUCAAGGCAGUAAAAAGAACUAAUGGAAUAGUGCUUAUGUUUAAAAUUCCAUUCAAAAUUGUCUAUUAAACCUUUCAUUUUUCAAUUUUUAUGUUUGUAUAAAGAUGGCUCUUAAAUUAAAGUUAUAUUUUUUAAGUGGGAUGUCUGAUCCUAUGCAAAUUUAUUUAAAAAUUCUGAUCAAAAUCCCAUGGUUAAAAAUAUAAAUAAAUUUGUAGCCUUUAUUGGAUGCUGAAAUAGUGAAAACUAGAACUUCUAGGGCUAAAAAUAUCAGAAUUGUUCAAACAAUUAGAACAAAACAAUUAAUAAAAUUUCUGAUUAUUAGGAUGAUCAGAAAAUUUAAAAAAUGGUAAUUAAUUAUUUUUUUAUUUCAAGUACUGGCCAGAAUUGGCUCGUCAAAACCAUUUGACGAGCCAAAAAAUGUAGAAUUAAAAUGUUUGCAAGAAAUCAAAGCUCCAAAACUUCCCAGGUAAAAGCUUAACUUUGGCAAAUGGCCUAUCUUCCGGCUCUCCAUACUGAAUAGAGCCGAUAUUUUAUUUACCCUCUAUGCCUCUCCAGGGACAAAGGAAAAGCAGAGUUUCACAUGCUCAAGGUCUUUUGGUCCAACCUGGAAAAACGCCUUAUCGCGCCAUUAAAGAGAAAAAUCUAUAUUUUUUAUAUAGACUCAAAAAAAUCUUACAAAUGUCGCGUCUUAUGCAGAAGAGACCUGGAGAUGCAAAAAAGACCAAAACCGAGACAAAGGAUAUGCAGUCACAGAGGAUUUUGGGCCACUUUUGUCAGUGUUUUUUGAAGACAGCAGGAAGCUAUUUUCUUCAUUUAAGUCUUUGAAGAUAUAA
Molecule: messenger RNA, 2457 nt
Organism: Blepharisma stoltei
Lineage: Eukaryota; Ciliophora; Heterotrichea; Heterotrichida; Blepharismidae
Source: the annotation of a GenBank genome assembly